AUGGCUCAAUUCCGGGAAAUGCUUAUUGAACAACAGGUAUCUGCGUUCUCUACUUGGGAGAAGGAGUUGCACAAAAUUGUUUUUGAUCAACGUUAUUUGCUUUUGGCUAGCAAGGAGCGUAAACAGGCGUUUGAAGCGUUUAUUAAGGAGCGUGCUGAGGAAGAGCGCAGAGAAAAGAAGAAUAAACUGAAAGAAAAAAAGGAAAAGUUCAAGGAGCUGCUUAAGGAGGCAAAGCUUACAUCUAAGUUAAAUAUAAUUUAUCCUCAAACUCUUGUCAGAUCAUCAUUUGCUGAUUUCUCAUCCAAAUACUGCAAAGAUGAGCGUUUCAAAGGUAUCGAGAAGAUGCGCGAACGUGAGAGCAUUUUCCAGGACUUCCUCGCGGACCUGCGCCACAGGGAGAAGGAGGACAAACAUAAGGAAAGGGAACUAGUGAGUUUUCUUUCUAUUUAUAGAUUAUUUAUACAAAUUUCAUUGUACAAUAAUGAUCGGUUUCAGUGGAAACUUUGCUGCUUCGUCGAUUUCAUUAUUUCCCCUGUUUCUCAGUAA
Molecule: messenger RNA, 546 nt
Organism: Protopolystoma xenopodis
Lineage: Eukaryota; Metazoa; Platyhelminthes; Monogenea; Polystomatidea; Polystomatidae
Source: the annotation of a GenBank genome assembly